Penicillium antarcticum is the source of this 1656-nucleotide messenger RNA. RefSeq lists its product as uncharacterized. The record is from RefSeq and is a predicted model, not a curated record. The transcript has a single exon. Gene Ontology annotation, biological process: protein phosphorylation. Bases 1 to 1656 code for a protein of 551 amino acids. Gene Ontology annotation, molecular function: ATP binding; protein kinase activity. Lineage: Eukaryota; Fungi; Ascomycota; Eurotiomycetes; Eurotiales; Aspergillaceae.
AUGGACUUUUAUGGUACGGCAGUGACUGCUAUCACUCAGGUAUACCAGGUCACGGUAUUCAUCCAGGGUGUCAUCUCCGACGUCAAGGCAUUCGAUGAUGACCGGGCCGAGAUCCGCCUCAAGCUGAAUGUCCAGCUAUCGACCCUUAUAUUUUUCAAACGCACAUUCUUCCAUCUGGAACAUGGGCUGAUGAUUCCAGGCAAAGUAGACCCUUUCAUCGCUGAAACAGUGGAAGGGCUACUAGUGCAGAUGAGAAAGACGCUGGCCGAGUAUGAGAUUAUGGCAUCUAAGUACGGUCUUGUGGACGAGGAGUACACCAUUGAGCCCGAGAAGCCCAAAGAGCAAGAGUCGCUGCUUGAACGGGCAAAGAGCAAAGCUAAAUCACUCAAGCUUAAAGGGUAUGAUUGGUCGCUCUUUGACAAGAAGAAGCUGAAUCACAUUCUGGAAGCGUAUACCAAGUGGUCUGAGGAUCUGCGCAAUCUAAUGCAGCACAUGUCGCAAGAAACAUUAGCCAAGCUAGCCGAAGGCGACCAGCAAGGAUUGAAAAGCAGUGGCUUGGAACCGGUGAUGAAGAGGCGUCUGCUGGCUGAAUCCAAAGCGCCAGCGGACUAUCAAAGUUUAACGGGAACUGUGACUGAGGAAGGAAAUUCAACAGGCGGGUUCAAACUAGGAAAAUGGUCUGUCUCAAAGUCGGAGGAAACACAAGUGAUUGUCGAGUACCACGAAUACGAAAGUCUUCUCAGACAAGAAGAUGAACCAGAAGAGAUCAAAGCGCUGAAAGAGCCUAUCCGGAACCUGGCCUGGUUGCUCCAAAACACCACAUUCUCCAGCACAUCGUCCGAUUUCCUUGAUCAGCCCAAGAUCUAUGCGCUGGAAUGCCUCGGAUUUAUCGAUCAACCCACGGAAGAGCGCAGCGUUUUUUUAUACAAGCUCCCAUCCGAGCCAACAGGACCAGCAUCACUGACGACUCUCCACGCCUUCAUAAAUGCAAUUGACAGCACAAACAAACGCCCAGUGAAGAAGCCCUCAUUAAAUGACCGCUUCAGCAUGGCGCACAGUCUCGCCCUGACAAUCUCAAAUGUUCACGCCUCAGCCUGGGUACACAAGAAUAUCUGGAGCAGGGGAAUCCUCCUCUUCCUAGAGACCUCAACGGGAGCUAGCACCUCAGGACUCUACGAGCAUCGCCUUUCCGCACCAACAAUCGGACAGAAAAUAGUCUCAUACCUCAGCGACUGGGGCUACGCACGCUCCGUUCAACAAGGAACAGACAUGCGUUCCGACUUCGAAGUCGAGCCUAAUUUCUACCGCCAUCCAACCCGACAGGGCCGUCCCACGCAGCAGUUUAGUCGGCUGCAUGAUAUCUAUGCUCUUGGCGUGGUGCUCCUGGAGAUUGGAUUAUGGAUUACGGUGUCGCGGCUGAUGGGGCCUAAAAUUAAAGAGGCAGAGGCCAGUGGGAAAUUGCCUAGACCAAAGAAGAUUUCUGAGGAGUUGAUGAUGUUCGCGUUACAGGGAUUGCCGAAGGAGAUGGGGGCUGGAUAUACGCGGGCUGUCAUUGCUUGUUUGAAGGGUGAUUUUAGGGGGACUGAAGGGCCGGCUUUGGCGGUUGACUUCCAGGAGAAGGUGGUUGAUGUUUUGGCAAAGGGUGUUGAGUUGUGA